Molecule: messenger RNA, 2767 nt
Organism: Kogia breviceps (pygmy sperm whale)
Lineage: Eukaryota; Metazoa; Chordata; Mammalia; Artiodactyla; Physeteridae
Source: RefSeq, a predicted model, not a curated record
GCCGCGCGUCUGUGCCGAGUGUCGGCGUCUUUCAGCCCCGCCGUGAUCCUGACACGGCACUGUGUCCCCCAGAUUCAUAAAGGGUCACUUAGUUAACUCACGGUCACAUCUAAAAAGUUGAAAGCUGACAUUUAGCCUUUGAUCGUUUCCUGCAGAUGGAUGUCCAUGGCAGGAUAAGAGAAAUCCUUGCUGAAACCAUACGGGAAGAACUGGCACCUGAUCAACAACAGUUAUCAACCGAAGAUUUGAUCAAAGCCCUUAGACGCCGGGGAAUCAUUGAUGAUGUGAUGAAAGAACUUAAUUUUGUUACUGAUAAUGUUGAUCAAGAACUCCCUUCCUCUCCAAAACAACCUGUUGGCUUUACUGAUAAACAAUCAACGUUGUUAAAAAAAACUAAUAUUGAUCCAACACGGAGGUAUCUUUACCUUCAGGUUUUGGGUGGAAAAGCUUUCUUGGAACAUCUGCAAGAACCUGAGCCUUUACCAGGACAAGCUUGUUCAACCUUUACUUUAUGUUUACAUUUUCGAAACCAACGUUUUCGUUCUAAACCUGUUCCAUGUGCCUGUGAACCAGAUUUUCAUGAUGGUUUUUUACUUGAAGUACACAGAGAAAAUUUAGGUGAUGGAACUAGAAUGGCUGAUUCAACAACAAUGUUAUCAAUAAGUGACCCAGUUCAUAUGGUGCUAAUCAAAACAGACAUAUUUGCCGAGACCACUUUGGUAGCAUCCUAUUUUCUUGAAUGGCGAUCGGUUUUGGGCUCAGAAAAUGGAGUGACCAAUCUUACUGUGGAACUUAUGGGUGUAGGCACAGAAUCAAAAGUUUCUGUGGGAAUUUUAAAUAUAAAACUUGAGAUGUACCCACCACUCAAUCAAACAUUAUCUCAGGAAGUAGUGAACACACAGCUUGCUUUGGAACGUCAGAAAACUGCAGAGAAAGAGCGGUUAUUUCUUGUGUAUGCUAAGCAGUGGUGGAGAGAAUAUUUGCAAAUUCGACCCUCACACAAUUCACGGCUGGUUAAGAUUUUUGCACAGGAUGAAAAUGGGAUAAAUAGACCAGUCUGUUCUUAUGUUAGACCACUUCGAGCUGGGAGGCUUCUGGAUACUCCAAGGCAAGCAGCAAGAUUUGUUAAUGUCCUUGGUUAUGAAAGAGCCCCUGUUAUCGGAGGAGGAGGUAAACAGGAACAGUGGUGCACUCUGCUGGCCUUUCUCUGUAGAAACAAGGGAGACUGUGAAGACCAUGCCAACCUCCUGUGCAGCCUCCUUCUCGGAUAUGGGCUGGAAGCCUUUGUCUGUGUCGGGACAAAGGCCAAGGGAGUGCCCCAUGCGUGGGUUAUGACGUGUGGGACUGAUGGAACCAUCACUUUUUGGGAGAGUUUAACAGGACACAGGUACCUCCACAAACCUACCAAUCCUGAUGAACCUUCAGCUGCUGAACAGCCCAAACCGUUGUACCCGUAUCGAACAAUCGGUUGUGUUUUCAAUCAUCAGAUGUUCCUGGGAAACUGUCAGCCCUCUGACUCAGUAGAAAGCUGUGUGUUUGAUUUGAAUGAUGAGUCCAAAUGGAAACCCAUGAGUGAGGAAGCAAUUAAAUCCGUGUGUGCGCCAGGGGCCACCACGUCGCUCCCUCCCUUCCCUCCGCUGUGUGCAUCCACGAUCGAUGCUUCGGUAACAAGCAAUGAAAUUGAAAUGCAGCUCAGGCUACUCGUGUCGGAACACAGGAAGGAUCUUGGCCUCACUACUGUUUGGGAAGACCAGCUUUCCUAUCUCUUAUCACCAGCUCUGGCAUCUUAUGAAUUUGAGCGUACAACCAGUAUAUCUGCAGGCAAUGAAGAAUUUCAGGAUGCUAUUAGGAGGGCUGUACCUGAUGGUCACACAUUUAAAGGGUUCCCGAUACACUUUGUGUAUAGAAAUGCACGGCGCGCCUUUGCCACAUGCCUUCGGUCUCCUUUCUGUGAAGAAAUAAUCUGUUGCCGUGGAGACCAGGUGCGACUGGCAGUUCGUGUCCGAGUGUUUACUUACCCUGAAUCUGCAUGUGCUGUUUGGAUCAUGUUUGCUUGUAAAUAUCGCUCGGUACUAUAGGACUAACUAACAUUGCUAUAAGAAUAUACCUGUAUUUUAUUGGAAUUUUACACGUCGUAUUGAUACAUUACUAGCUGUUUACAGGUUCAUUAUUUUAAAAAUCACAGUCUGGCUUGGAUGUCAUAUUUCACUUUUGUAUAUACCUAAUAAUGUUUGAAAAAAAUCAUGAUGUGUGUAUUUAAAAAUUAAGGAUAAAAAACUUACAUAAAUCUGAGUGGAAGUUAGUAUAAAUUAAGUGUGUAUCCUAUUUUAAUAAAUGCUACUUUGUUUAUAGGUAGUCAGUAGUUUAAAUAUGAAUAUAAAAUUUACUCAGUUUUCUUUACAUUAACAGGUAAUCAGAAAGUUAUUUGUCUAAGGGUUUGAGCCAUAGUAAAAUUAAUAUGAUUAUUUUUCAUAGAUUAAUGGGAAUAUUUUAUAUAAGUUAGGAGACUUUAACUUCACAACAGAUUUAUUUAUUGCAUAGGUGAAAAUACAUUUUGAUGAAUUUACCACUUUUGUGGUGUUUACCCAUAACCAUAGGGAUAUUUGUGACUUUCCAGAGAGUUAUGGGAAGAUUUGGAUGCAGGAGCAGGGAAAAAACUAGUACCAGAAAAGCAUAAAUAUUAGUAACAAAACAAACUGCACUUGAAAGUACACAAAUAAUUUAUAAAUAUUUGUUAGUUUGAUUCAUUAUAAAAGUGAAUUGGGUA